Molecule: messenger RNA, 2210 nt
Organism: Marchantia polymorpha subsp. ruderalis
Lineage: Eukaryota; Viridiplantae; Streptophyta; Marchantiopsida; Marchantiales; Marchantiaceae
Source: the annotation of a GenBank genome assembly
ACCCCUCGACGCCGGGUCCGGGAUCCGCCGCAUUCUCCUGCCAUCGAAGAGACAAGCUCGGGGUCCAUGACUCCAGCGUCAGAGAGAGUUUGGGUAUGGGCAUCGGAAACACCAAGCGCAUCUGGAUAGUGAAAAAGCUCGGAGCAUGCAAGCGCUAGUCAUCGUCGAGGACAGAGGAAGGCUGAAGAGGGCGCGAUUAGUGGAGGGCAGCCGGGAUUCAGGUCGAGCACGUUAGCGUGUGCAGUGAUGAUGAGGAGCGGCAGCCAAUUUAGGUCGAACGUGCGGGGCUGCGGGUGAAUAGAGGGCGAAUCGAGGCUGUUCCGUGGGCAGAUGCUCCGAUGCUCCGAUGCUCUCGGUCCAGGCUCCCGCGAAAGAGGAAGCGGGGCAGCGGAUGUACGUGACCAUACAGUGAAUGUCAUUCUGUCACACAGUGGUCCAUCGGUGCUCGAGCUCCAUUUGGCAGGCUAGAGACACCGCCACAGCGCUCGCUGCUGUGACAGCAGGUGUUGACUCACCGCUACGGCUUCUCGCCUCGCCUCGCCUCGCCUCGCCCGCUCGCUCGCUUGCUCGUCCGCUUGCUUCCAGUUGGCAGUUGGCACCACCUUCUUCUCUCUCUGCGCUCUCGGCCGCUGGCACGAGGUCGGACGACGAGCGUGCCGAGAAAGAGGGUUCUUGCCCACACACAGCGCAGGGCCUCCUUGCCUCCGGAUCGUCGACCUCGAGCGCCUCCUUCGAUCGAGUGCCCCCGUCGGGCUCUCAUUCAAAAGCAUUAUUCCAUGUCCUGACAAAGCCAAUCCAUGCCGAGUCGAGUCGGUUCUCAGACAGAGAGGCAAUUUUCUUCGCUUUCGACCGCUCGUCCACCUCCUCAUUUCCCUCGUCCUAGCACGAGCACAAGCACGAGCACGAAGACGAAGACGAGUCGUCGUUCUUCGGGCUCCCUUCUUCUCACGGCCAGCACCUGCUCUGCAAUUGCCUGCAGGUUCUUACCUUCGUCGGCCGAUUCGUGAAGGUCCGUCGACUAGAUUCGUCGACAAGAACCGAGUGUCCAGGCGGAUUCGUGAAGGUGCAUCGACAAGAAUCGAUUGAUUAGGGGGAUUGGUGGAGGCGCAUCGACGACAGAAUUGAGUGAAGGGUGAGCAAGAAGAGGGGAGGCGAUGGCGAGGAGCGGAGGGUGGACGGCGCUGGUGGUGGGGGGGACGGGGGCGAUCGGGAAGCACGUGGUGGCGGAGGCGGUGCGGAACGAGAAGUUCGCGGCGGUGACGGUGAUCGGGCGGCGCGAGAUCGAGUUUCCGGCCGAGGUGCGGCCGACGGAGUCGCAGCUGAAGAAGCUGAACUACAAGGCGGUGGGCGACCUGGCGGAGAUGGACGAGUGGGAGGCGUCGGAGCUGACGCCGGCGCAGUACGACGUGGCCUUCUGCUGCCUGGGCACCACGCGCAAGGACGCCGGGUCGGCCGAGGCGUUCCGCCACAUCGACCUGGACGGCGUGGUCAGCUUCGCGCGCCUGGCCAAGAAGGCGCAGGUCGAGCACCUGCAGCUGGUGUCGAGCAUGGGCGCCAACCGGCUCUCGUUCUUCCCCUACCUCAAGACCAAGGGCGAGGCCGAGGACGCCGUGCGCGCCCUCGGCUUCAAGCAGUACAGCAUCUUCCGCCCGCCGCUGCUCGACCGCGGCCUCGAGUCGCGCACCGUCGAGAAGGUUCUCAAGGCCGUGCUGCCCUCGCUCAAGGUGCACGACGUGGCCCUGGCCAUGGUCCGCCAGGCCGAGCUCGUGCUGCAGGCCGACAGCAAGGGCGAGGAGAUCCUCGCCCCCAAGGACAUCAAGAAAUUGUACCAGCGCGACGCCGUCCCCGUUCCCGAAUGACGGACAUGCCGAUUGCCAGGAGCGAGCGAGCGAUAGAGAGAGCGACUUGAGAGGUUUCUUCGAUCGAAAGUUGAGUGAAAGUCGAUUCUUCCAGCCAUUCAGCCAAUCAGCCAAUCAGCCAAUCAGCCAGCUAGAGAGCCAGAGAGCGAGGGAGCGAGGAGCGAGCGAGGGAGCCUGCGUCUGGCAUCGUGCCUGCGCAGGAUUCAGAAUGAGCCUUAGAAGUAUUUAGAUCUUGCUAUGUAGAUCUCACAAAAAGUGUAAAGUAUUACGAUGUAAUGGUUCUCCACAAUGUAUAAUACGAUGAGUUUGUAGGCGCUUGCCGAGUUCAUGCGGUGCGCCUUUGUGUUCGAU